This is a messenger RNA of Lasiodiplodia theobromae, 723 nucleotides long. RefSeq names its product Acid phosphatase-like protein. The coding region runs from base 1 to 723 and encodes 240 amino acids. The transcript has a single exon. Lineage: Eukaryota; Fungi; Ascomycota; Dothideomycetes; Botryosphaeriales; Botryosphaeriaceae. The record is from RefSeq and is a predicted model, not a curated record.
AUGGCCUCAGGCGUUGGCAUAUUCUUCGGCAUCCUCAUCCUGCUGCUCGUCAUCGGCGGCGUCGCCUGGGUCGCCUACACGCGCAUCCGGGCGAAGCGUCUCGGCCUGCCGCCACCGCCGCUGAACCCGUUCGCGCGCGGGUCGCGCUCGUCCUUGGGCGGCGACAGCUACCCGGCGCCCGCACCUAGCGGCAUCGUCGGCUGGGUCAACGACAAGAUCAGCGCGCUCAAGAACGGCCGCGGCGGCCGCAACAACGCUCGCUACGCUGCCGGCGCCUACGAGGAGCCCGGCGCCGCCAGGGCCGCCCGCAACCGCGGCACCCUCGACCCGGACGAGGCCUGGGACGCACGCGUCGGCAACGAGGCCGACUACGGCUACGGCUACGAGGAGGAGCAGGAGCUCGGCCUGCGCGACCCCCAUGCCGGCACGACUCCGUAUGGCGGCGGCGGCUACGCCGGUUCCGGCAUGUACGCGGCGCCCCCACACAGCGCGGGCUUGAGCGCUGGUUCCGAGCGUGGCCGCAGUAGGACGCGCGAGCUAGACGAGCGCUACGAUGAGGAAAUGGGCCACAGCCGUGGAGCAGAGAACCCUUUCGGCGACAACGCCGAACGCAGCAACCUUCGUGGCGUCAGCCCCAGGCCGGCGGACUCGGCCGCGCGAGGCGGCGCAACCGGUGACAGCCCGUCGGAGUCGAGGAGGAGCAUGUUCAGGGAAGAAGUUUAA